ACGGAGCAAAUCCUGCAGCGCGUCAAGAACAGCGGGCGUGAUCUCGCGACUGCACCCGUCGGGGCCAAAAGCGACUGCACCAGUCGAGGCCAAAAGCGACUGCACCAGUCGAGGCCAAAAGCGACUGCACCAGCCAGGGCCAAAAGCGACUGCACCAGUCGGGGCCAAAAGCGACCGAAAUGUCCAUGCUCUGCUGCCAACGGACUCGUUCCCAGUGGGUAUGUAGCGAUUGGGAGAGAAUAAUUCAUCGAGGGAGAGAAUCAUCCAUUUCGUCCUCGUCUCUCGACCCCGUCCUCCUCGUCUUCGUCAUUGGCGUCCUCGUCCUCGUCGAAGUCGAGGAGUCGGCGAAGUCGCUCGUCGCUCGUCGGAGUCGUCGUCGUCACUCGUCCUCGUCAAAGUCGGAGAAGGCGUCAUCCUCGGCGAGUCGGCGGCGGAGUCGUCCUCGUCCUCGUCGCCGUCUUCAUCCUCGUCGGAGUCGAAGUCGCUCGUCGGCGGCGUCGGCGGAGUCGUCGUCGGUCGUCGGCGGCGGAGUCAAGGCGGAGUCGCCGUCGUCGGCGUCGAAGUCGUCACUCGUCGUCGGCGUCGGAGGAGUCGGCGGAGUCGAGUCGAGGAGUCGAAGUCGGAGGCAGGUGGAGGAGGCGGCGUCGGCGGAGGAGGAGGAAGGAGGACGGGGUGGAGGAGGAGGUGAGGGAGAAGGAGGAGGAGCUGGCGGCGAGUCGGCAGGAGGAGUCGGUGGUGGAGUCGGAGUCAAGGACUCGGGACGGAGGAGGUGGAGGAGGCGGCCGCGGCGGAGGAGGUGGUCGUGGGUCGACGGCGUCUUCGUCUUCGUCUUCGUCCUCGUCAUCGUCACCGUCAUUGCUCGCCGUCGGAGGAGUCGGCGGAGGAGGAAGAGGAGUCAAGUCGAUGUUGGAGUCGAAGUCGAGGAGGAGUCGAGGUCGUCGGCGAGUCGGUGGUGGAGGCGGAGGAGUCGGCGUCUUCGUCGGCGGAGGCGGAGGAGGAGGAAGAGGAGUCGGGAGUCGGGAGUCGUCGUCCUCGUCGUCGGCGGAGUCAGAGUCAAGGAGUCGAGGAGGAGGAGUCGGCGUUGAAGUCGGAGGCAGGAGUCGAGGAGGAGUCGAGGCGGCGGAGAUGGUAGUGGAGGAGUUGGAGGUGGGGGUAGAGAAGGCGGAGUCGGAGGAGGAGGAAGGGUGGUGGUGGAGGCGUCGGCAGAGUCGGCGGAGUCGAAGUCGAAGUCGAAGUCGGAGUCGGCGAAGUCGUCGUCAGUGGACGUCAGGUCGGCGGAGGCGGAGGAAG
Schizophyllum commune H4-8 is the source of this 1290-nucleotide messenger RNA. RefSeq lists its product as uncharacterized. Bases 180 to 1085 code for a protein of 301 amino acids. The transcript has a single exon. NCBI's taxonomy places the organism in Eukaryota, Fungi, Basidiomycota, Agaricomycetes, Agaricales, Schizophyllaceae. The record is from RefSeq and is a predicted model, not a curated record.